Molecule: messenger RNA, 5613 nt
Organism: Anas platyrhynchos (mallard)
Lineage: Eukaryota; Metazoa; Chordata; Aves; Anseriformes; Anatidae
Source: RefSeq, a predicted model, not a curated record
GGGGAGCGGGCACGGGCACGAGCACGGGCACGGGCACGAGCACGGGCACGGGCACGGGCACGGGCACGGGCACGGGCACGGGCACGGGCACGGGCAGGGAGCGGGCGGCAUGCGGGCGGAGGAGCCGCUGGCGCUGGCGGCCCCGCGGGCGGGCGGCGGCGAGGCGGAGGCGGCGGGCGAGGAGCGGAGCGGCGGCGGCUGCUGCAGCAGCGAGCGGCUGGUGAUCAACAUCUCCGGGCUGCGCUUCGAGACCCAGCUGCGGACCCUCUCCAUCUUCCCCGACACGCUGCUGGGGGACCCCAGCCGCAGGGUGCGCUACUUCGACCCGCUCCGCAACGAGUACUUCUUCGACCGCAACCGGCCCAGCUUCGAUGCUAUCCUCUACUACUACCAGUCCGGGGGGAGGCUCCGGAGGCCGGUCCACGUACCCCUCGACAUCUUCCUGGAGGAGAUCCGCUUCUACCAGCUGGGCCAGGAGGCCAUCGAGACCUUCCGGGAGGACGAGGGCUUCAUUCAAGAGGAGGAGAAGCCCCUGCCCCAGCACCACUUCCAGCGCCAGGUCUGGCUGCUCUUUGAGUACCCUGAGAGCUCUGGGCCAGCCCGGGCCAUCGCCAUCGUCUCCGUGCUGGUGAUCCUCAUUUCCAUCGUAAUCUUCUGCCUGGAGACCCUGCCUGAGUUCCGCCAGGAGCCCAAGGGCUCCCAGCCUGGUUUCGGGGAGGCAGCAGUGCCUGGGGAUGACACGCUGCUGCUGCCACCACCGCCGCCACCGAGUGGGACCCCACAACCCCUGCGACCUGCCACCGGUGCGGGCCCUUUCUUCACUGACCCCUUCUUCCUCAUCGAGACCCUGUGCAUCAUCUGGUUUUCCUUUGAGCUCCUCGUGCGCUUCUUUGCCUGCCCCAGCAAGCCUGAGUUCUCCCGCAACAUCAUGAACAUCAUAGACAUCGUGGCCAUCAUCCCCUACUUCAUCACCCUGGGCACGGAGCUGGCCCAGCAGCAGCAGCAGAAGCAGCAGCCUGGGAGCAGCAGCAACAACGGGGGCCAGCAGCAAGCCAUGUCCUUGGCCAUCCUCAGAGUCAUCCGCCUGGUCAGAGUCUUUAGGAUCUUCAAGCUCUCCAGGCACUCCAAGGGGCUGCAGAUCCUGGGGAAGACUCUCCAGGCCAGCAUGAGGGAGCUGGGCCUCCUCAUCUUCUUCCUCUUCAUUGGGGUGAUCCUCUUCUCCAGUGCUGUCUACUUUGCAGAGACCGAUGACCCCGAUUCCCUGUUCACCAGCAUUCCUGAUGCUUUUUGGUGGGCAGUGGUGUCCAUGACCACUGUGGGCUAUGGGGACAUGUAUCCUAUGACAAUUGGUGGCAAGAUUGUGGGCUCCUUGUGUGCCAUUGCUGGUGUGCUCACCAUUGCCCUGCCUGUCCCUGUCAUCGUGUCCAACUUCAACUACUUCUACCACCGAGAGACUGAUCAUGAAGAGCAGUGCCAGUAUACCCAUGUCACCUGUGGCCAGCAGCAGUCACCCUUCUCUGAGCCCAAGAAGGGGGACAGUAAUCAGUCUCUCAGCAAAUCUGAAUUCCUGGAAGCAGAAGACCUGGAGUCCAUGAAAUAUUCCAACUUCAUUCCCCCCAACAACCAGGGUUUUAAAGAGAAGAAAAUGCUGACAGAGGUGUGAUCGGUUUUGUUGUCAUGGGUCCAGACAGAGCUGCAAGCUGCUGCACAGCCGUCUUCCCACUAGCAGCUGGAUCUAUUCAGCAUUUACAUACCAGACUGUGAAUUGUGAUACCGUAAACAGAGUGAUUGUGAUAAUGGGCUCUUCUCUGCUGAUUUGCUGUUUCUCAUUACUGUGUGCAGUCAGAAAUGUUCUUGCUUUAUUCUGUGGAGUGCUAGCUGUCAUCCCCACUCCCUCAUGAAUGUCUUUUCCUUUUUUUUUUGGAGACUGCUGUAAUCCAAUAUUAGCUCUGAUGCCUAACCUUUCUACUCUGCUAGCAAAGAAACCCUUGACACAACUUCAGCUGAAGGAUUCAACAGGGAGUAAAUAGUUAAAGGGGCUACAAACAUCUGGCUCAAGCUGUGCCCUUCGUUCCUGUGCCAGUGCAGUGCCCUUGGCUGUGGGAUCAGUCACGCCUGCCAUGCCAUUGCCUUUGAAUAAUGGAAAUGCUGUAGCCAGCAUCACACAUUUUUCCUUGCUUACUGAAGAUUCCAUCACUUUAUAUCAUGUACAACUGCCCUGUCCAACUCCGAACUGGCAGACCAUUAUCAGCAUUUGAAAACUGACAGUGCAAACCAGGAGAUGGGAAAGGACUUUGUAUAUCCUUGCACACAGAGAGGAGAUGAGUGUGUGAAGGACAAUCAACAAUCACGGACAAGGAGCAUUGCAUUAAAAACCACAGAAACAUUUUUUUUUCAACAAUCUCACUAUGAAAUAAAGAUUUUGCUGUGGAUGAGACUUGCUUUCUCCUGAACCCCUGGGUAUUUUGUGACAAUCAGUUCAACAGAGAAUUUCAACAAUUAAGAACAGGGCAGAAAUCAUCUUCUUGUUGGAAGUGAGGAAGGAAGGAAAGGAAUAAUUUUGUUGAGGGCACCUUUUUUAUCCCAAACUUAUCUUUAUGUGAAGGACUGUAUGAGUGAAUCGCAUGAAGAGUUGGAAGAGUUGUUUUGCAGAAUUUCAGAGUCUACAUUACUGAAGGAUUCCUGCACUUUCCUCUAAGAUGAAAUUUUUAUUCUGUUCCUGUUUGGAAAAUGUCACAUUUUGAGAUUUCUGAGCAAUUUUCUGUUUUGGCCCUGUUCCUUCUGACCCAGAGUAUAUGGAUAAAAGUCACUGCUACAGCAGCUGUAGAGGUGAAGGUGCCUGGACUUGGUGUUCUCUGUUAGGCCCACUCAUUCAGUGUACAGAGAUCCCCAUGGAGAUACAGAAGAAUUAAUAUAAAGGAUAUUCAGGGCAGCCAAAGGCAGGGUAAGGACUGAAGAGUCUUCCAUACUGUGAUGGAAAGAACAGCAUCAUCCCUAAAAGCAAUGGAACAAACAGCUCCAGCUUCUGCUUUACCUGCAGAAGUAGGUCCUGUUUAUACUGGAAAGAUCUACAGAUUACAGCAGAAGUUAACCACAGCUUACCUGAAAACUCUCAUCUAACUUGAGUCUAAGAAGCAGAUGCUGCCCUCUUUUACACCGGUGCAAUUCUGGAAUAACUCCACUGACGUCAGUGAAGUGAAAUUUAUCCCAGUUGAAAGCAGAAUUGGACCACAGUCUCAUCAUCUGCUUAUAUGCUAUGGUGCUCUCAGGAAGGUGCACCAUUACCAUACCAUAAGGUAUGAUUUGAAAGAGGGUAGCAGUGGUCAGCAUGCUCAGUGUGGAACAUGUCUUGUCAGCCAUGCUCAGAGCUGGACCUGUUGUGUGGGGUUUCAAGCAACAUGUGCAGUGAGGCUGGAUUCUGGAUGGUGCAAGGCUGUUGUGUCAGAAUGCUGCAAAAGACGUUGCAUCUCCUCCUCAUGGUGUUGGUGAAGUUUCCCUCUGUGCAGGGAAUACAGCAUUUAUGGACAGGAAACUGCUUUCCUUGCUUAGAGGUUUUCUUAUUUUUUUUAAAGGGGUUAGCAUGCUUAGUUACAGGAAACUGAAAUUAGAUGUGAACAGGGGUUGGAGGAAGGAGGCAGGGAGAAUCCUCUACAAGAUUCAAAUGUGUAUGAUUUCUGGGAAAACUAAAUAAAACAGAAUUUAAUUCCCAGUGUCUAAAUAGCAGCAAUUUUUCAUCUAUUAAUCAAAAGACCCAGACAAGCACUGAGUAGUGUGGGAAGCUGGAAAUGGACAUAGGACACCUCCAAACCAUUCUGUUACUGACACCUAUUUUAAAUCUUUUUUUCAAGUGGAGGACCCAGUCCUGGCAAAUGCGUAAAGUCAGCCCUUAGAAGAGCACAAAGCUUUCUCUAUAGAACUGAAUAGCUGGUGAAAGCAUGCCCAUUUGUCUGCCUGUCUUUUGCCAAUGGAUAACUGUGCUUUUAUAGACUGUUUUCAUAGCUCAGAUAAAUGGUAGAAGCUUAACAUAGCUCUACAAAUAAUAAUCAUCCUGAUCAUGCAUAAUAUGCGUUAUGUAAGAGGUGGGCCCAAACUAGAGAUAUUUCUCAUUUCCCUAUGAAGUGUCUUGUUUGAGUGUAUUUGGAGUUAGUUCUUCUUGUGAACAUGUGAGUCUAUUGCCUGCUUUAAAGGAGGUAGUGACUUAGUUUCAGUGGCUGUAGAGAGUUUCACUGAAAUAACACUGUUUAUAGUCUUUCAUGUGAUUUAGAAGGCACAAUUGCCAUAUAGUUCUGAAAAUGUAAUAUAAUUGUAUACAGUGUUCAUGGGAAAUGUUCUGAAGUUUUUUCCCACUGCACCAUUGUGAUGAAAACCUCUGUUGCUCUUCACACUCUGUGAGCCCAUGCUGUACUAUGCUGAAGCUGAUGGGAAACCCACUUAGUAAUGGGAAGUGAUGGACAGAGAGGGAUGCUCUGGCCUGGAAUCUCCUCUCUUUGGCAAUGGCACAGGUAGAAAGCAUCUCCUAAUGUGACAGUUCUUGGCACCCGUAACAAGCAAGGAUUGUAAUAUCUCCUCAUGGCUGCUGACUGAGAGUCUGGUCCUCUGAUAAGAUGUGACCUCCUGGAUACCUGUGACUCAAAAAGAUAAUCGGUGUCUAUAGGACUGGGCUUAAAGCAACUAUGACAUGGGAAAUCCAAAGAUACUUAUGGAGCAAGUCUGCGGAGUAGUCUUGAGCAUGGAUGUAAAACCACAGUUCCUAGGAGGCAAUAUUCACCCUGUAUUGAUAUUAUUUGGGUGCAAACAAUGCAGAGACCUACUCUGACUCUCAGUGCAGGACAGCUUGCAGUGUGAGGCUUCUUAGAUCUGUGUGACAAGGCAACAUGACUGGCAUUGGGCAGCCAGAGCUGCCACAAACCCUUCUUGCAUGGGCAGUUGUCUUCAGAGGUAGACAAAGUGUAGGCUGCCUGCUGCAGAAGUCUGUGAGCCUUCAGAUGCAUGGCAUGCAGAUCAGAGACUUUAGGUGAUACUGUGUGCCACUACAAACAGCGUGGAUAUUGGUUGCAGGACCCUUUUGCUUUUGCUGUGAAAUCUAACUCCUAGACGUUAUUUAAAGGAAAACAGUUGGGAUUUGCAGGCCAGGUCAUGUGGUGACGAAAGUAUUUCCAGUGCCCUCAUUGGAGCCAGGCUGAUUUAUACAAGUCUAGUCCAACAUUUCUGAGAAAUUGUGGAUGAUAGGUUUUUUUGUUGUUGUUGUUGGCUGCACUGAAAACCUGAAGCCUUUCAAAUAAAGUAUGUGAAGGAAACAGAAUUUUUAGAUGGAAUAGUGAAAAUGCUGUUUUCUGGACUCAGACUUUGAGACAAGUUUUUUGCAGAACCCACAUGUUGUGAGAGAAGAGGGUAUUGGGCUUGAAAGCUGACCAAUGAAAUGGGACUCAACUGAGCUUUGAAAAGCAAUUAUUGUCCUUAUUGGUGUUGCCAUAAUAUAUGCUUAACUCAAACCCAAUCUUGCAAAGGCCAGAACCCAAUGAAACCAUGUAACUAGGUAUUUGUGAUUGUUCCUGUCGGUGUGAUCCACUGUUGAAUAGGCUGGAUAUAUGAAUAAAACCAAUAUUUUUUAAA